This is a messenger RNA of Closterium sp. Naga37s-1, 2034 nucleotides long. NCBI's taxonomy places the organism in Eukaryota, Viridiplantae, Streptophyta, Zygnematophyceae, Desmidiales, Closteriaceae. The record is from the annotation of a GenBank genome assembly.
AUGGAGAUGACGUCAGAAGGCUCUUUAAGGGACAGAGGGCGCCGCGAGAGGGGGGACAUGCUGACGUUGCGCGAUGACGAGACUACAGGGGAAGGGCAAGCGGAGAACAGGGAAGCGGGAAGGCAAGAGCGGGAGGGGGGAAGAGAGGAGGGAACGGAAGAAUCAGCGAGGGGGGAGGGGGAAGCGGAAGGGGAGCAUGCGGAAGAGGGGGAGGAGCGCGCGAACCGCGCUAGCCCGUCUAUGACGCCAGACACAGCGCUCCAUACGGUAGUCCGCGCGCGGGGGCGCGGGGCGGGCGAGGGUGUUGCGGCGCCUGGAGCGCUGCGCGCUGCCUCGGGGGGCGAGGGGGAGGCGCGCGGAGCGGAGGGCGCGGAGGAGACGCGCGGAGCGGAACGCGCGAAAAGAGGGGUGGGGGUGGGGGAUGGGCGGGGAGAGGGAGGCACAGAGAGCAAGGAGGGAAGCGUGGAGGGAAGAAAAGAGGGGGGUGAGGGAGGACAGAUGCAAGUAGGGGACAGAGAAAAAGGGGGAUUGGGAGAGGGGAAAGGAGGAGGGGAGGGAGGGGAGAAAAGGGAGGGAGGGGUGGGAGGAAAGGAGGGGGGAAGGGAGGGAGUGGAGGGAGGGGAGUGGGGAUGGCGGUGGGUGGACGAGAAGGACCCAUCCUGGCCGCUCUACUCCGCUGCAUCCUGUCCGUUCAUCUUCCCUGGGCAGAACUGCCGAUCCAACGGCCGCAACGACACGAGGUUCGAGCGAUACGCGUGGCGGCAGGGGGUGGAGCGGAGUGGGGAAGGGCGGGAGGGCUGGGGGGGAGUGGAGGAAGGGGAGGAGACGGAGGGGAAGGAGCGAUCGUGGUGUGAUGCACUACGGGGCGUGCGGCAUGGGAGCGGGGUUGGAUCUGCCACACCCGUGACACCCAAUGGAAUGAUGACACGUGUGGCAUACAUAGGGGACAGCAUGAUGCGCAACAUGUUUGAGAGCAUGGCGUGCAUGGUGCAUGCGCACCCCGUGUGCGGCGACAAUCCCGAGGUGGUGCGGGCGAAUGUGGUGGAGCGGAUCAUCCGAUGGGACACCUGCAACGUUACCCUCGCUAACCUCAGGAGCAACUUCCUCACGGAGAUCUCUUUCAAGGACCCCACGGACGAGUUCAAGGGCGCCACUCUGUACCUCUCUCGUCCCGACAAGCGGUGGAAGCAGCGGAUCAAGAACUAUGAUGUGUUUGUCAUCAACUCAGGCCACUGGUGGACACGUGGCAAGCUCGCAGAGCGCCACGUCAGCUUCUCCCCACCCCACAAAUCCCUUAACAUCCUCUCUGCCUUCCGCCGAGCCAUCCGCACCACUCUGCACCGCUUUGUAUCGCGCCAUAUGACCAACAAGACCGUCAUCAUCACCACCUCUUCCCCCAACCACUUCUCCCAUAAGCCCUCCACUCCCCAUUCUCGUGACCACUCAACUUACUCCCAGUCCUUUCAGAGUACCGCACUGAACUCCCUGGAAUCCCCACUUGGCCAAGACUCUGAUGCCUCUAGACACUUAGCUAAGCGCCGGAGAUUGCUUGCAACAAGCGGUGCAAAGAAGAAGCAUUCUAAGAGCAAAAAGAGCAAAUCCGUUAAGAAACGGGGGCAGUGCGAUGCGACGGAGCCUGUGGGGAGUGAGGAGGAGGCUUAUAACGAGUACGAGGAACAGUGGGAGCGAGUGGAGCGGUUGAAUGCAGUGGUGAGGGAGGAGGUGCAGGAGUAUCAGAGGAUUCAGAGGGAGAGAGAAGAGAAGAGGAGGAAGAGAGUAGGAGAGAGCGAGGCCGGGAGAAGGAGGAGAAAAUUACUGCAAGUGGCGGGCGAUGCAGCAGCAGCAGCGGAGGGGAUCAGCACAGGGCAAAUUGCAGUGGCGGACGGAAGCAGCUGCAACUGGUACACAAGCACCUGGCGGCUGCUCCUGCACCUGGCGGCUGCUUCUGCAAACUUCUGCCAGCACCACCUGACUGGCGGCAGUAGCAUCACCGGUCGCUUGCAGCAGCUCCCCCUGACGCCCUGCAGCACCUGA